Messenger RNA from Ctenocephalides felis (cat flea), 2037 nucleotides. RefSeq names its product transcription factor Sox-2 (gene SoxN). Gene Ontology annotation, molecular function: RNA polymerase II cis-regulatory region sequence-specific DNA binding; DNA-binding transcription factor activity, RNA polymerase II-specific. Lineage: Eukaryota; Metazoa; Arthropoda; Insecta; Siphonaptera; Pulicidae. Gene Ontology annotation, biological process: anatomical structure morphogenesis; regulation of DNA-templated transcription; cell differentiation. The record is from RefSeq and is a predicted model, not a curated record. The coding region runs from base 482 to 1831 and encodes 449 amino acids. The transcript has a single exon.
GUGUAUUCGUCAAAGCUGUUAUGCGCAGGUAAAACUGGAGGGGAUUGUCUCAACCCGCACGCCGCGCGGAGGUAAACUCACAGGAUUUGCUAGUACGGCCGCCUGUUCGCUUCGUUAGGGACCCUUCAUAACGUUCAAGUACACCGUAGAGCGCAGUCGUGCGUCGUACCUUAUAAAUAUAACGCGUAUAUACAUACAAUCAUGUUUCGAGUGAUAACGUUGUGAUUUUGUUUAGUUAACGGUAUUUUAUGUGCAUCGAAAAACUAUGUUGUUUAUUGUGCUACAAACAUUGUACAACCGAUUGGUUUGAGUUUAGUGACAAGACAGUUAUUUGUGACAGUGAAUGGAAUUUAACGUUUCGUUUUGUGAUAAUAAUUUUAGAACACCUGUGAAAAUUUUAUUCCGUAGUUUCUUAGCGGUGCUUAUAAGUUUUCGGACAAGUUUAAAUUUGUAGUUCAAACUGUACUCGUUCAGAGAAGAAAUGUUGACGAUGGAGAGUGAUAUGAAGGGCAGCGGUUUGCAUGCCGCGAUGCCGCCGCAUCAUGCGGCUGCAGCUUUGCAUGGUCAUACGAGUUCACCGUAUGGAUCAUUAGGAUCUUUAGGCAUGAUGUCUUUAGGACAAUCUGGCGGACAUCAGCAACAAAUGUCUGCUCUUACGCAACAUAGUCUUGUGCAACAUGGCCUUAAUUUGCAUCAUAGUUCUGCGACCGCCGGGCAACAAAUGCUUAGCCCCGGUUCGCAACACCACACUUCGUUGACGAGCUCGCAUCAUCAACAAAGCAAUCAACAGCAACAGCAACAUCAUCAACAACAAAAUACGCAGCAGACUACCGCUACCAAUAAUAAUAACUCGAUUAAAAAUCAAAAUUUAGAUCGUGUUAAACGUCCGAUGAAUGCUUUCAUGGUGUGGUCUCGUGGUCAAAGGCGCAAGAUGGCAUCGGACAAUCCUAAGAUGCAUAACAGUGAAAUUUCUAAACGUUUGGGUGCGCAAUGGAAGGAUUUGAGCGAGGCCGAGAAACGUCCAUUUAUAGACGAAGCGAAACGCUUGCGCGCAGUUCACAUGAAAGAACAUCCCGAUUACAAGUAUAGACCGAGGCGCAAGACAAAGACGUUGGCCAAGAGCAAAGACAAAUACCCGCUGGGCGUCGCAUCGCUAUUACCCAGCGACCCGUCGCGGGUUUCCGCCGCAGGACAACAGGCCGCUCAGCAAGCAGCCGCGGCGGCUCAACGUGACAUGUAUCAAAUGCAAAACGGAGGAUACAUGCCGAACGGAUACAUGUCCGUUCACGAUGCCGUCGGUGGUUAUCAGCAGCAACAUGCUGCUAGCUAUUACCCGCGGUAUGAUAUGGCCCAAAUGCACAAUUAUAAUAUGAAUUAUGGGAUGUAUCAAGCUGCAGCGGGCGGUGUAGUGCCAGGCGGACAAGGGUCUCCUUACGGGUCUCUGCAACAACCAGGUUCACCGUACGGAUCUUUGCAACAGCCAGGAUCUCCAUACAGUAACAUGCAACAACAAAUGUCGUCUUGUCAAAGCAAUAGCCCCAGUGAAUCAAGCAUUAAAAGCGAACCUGUAUCACCGCCGACGCCGCCUAGCAUGAAGCUACCGCGCGGCGGCGGUGAUCCGUACUCUCAGCAGAGUCCGUCGGAUUUGAACCAGAUAAUAAACAUUUAUCACUUGCCGGAUCCUUCGCUUCACCACUCGUCGUCCGCCGCCGCAGCAGCCGCUUUGCACCACCACCAGCAGCAGCAGCAGCAUUACCAACACGGGACGACGCAGGGCGGCGACAGCGCGACGGCGCCUCUAGCCAGAAUGCCGCCGAUCGCGCACAUGUGAGACAUGCUCGAAUUUCGGCACGAUCCCAGUUGUACGGAUAUUGACAUUCCGCCUUUGUGAAUACCGCCAGGAAUCUGUGCGCGUGUUUGUGUGUGAUGUAUAUAGUAUAGUUAAGAAAUUAAAAACAUUUAAAGAUUUAUUUGACACGUAAAACAAAAACUAUGACAGAGUACUAUCUAUAUAAUAAGAGUAUAUGAAGUUAUUGG